Molecule: messenger RNA, 1458 nt
Organism: Toxotes jaculatrix (banded archerfish)
Lineage: Eukaryota; Metazoa; Chordata; Actinopteri; Toxotidae
Gene: nudt19
Product: nudix (nucleoside diphosphate linked moiety X)-type motif 19
Exons: 3
Coding region: 97-1305 (402 amino acids)
Cellular component (GO): mitochondrion
Molecular function (GO): hydrolase activity, acting on acid anhydrides, in phosphorus-containing anhydrides
Source: RefSeq, a predicted model, not a curated record
CUUCCGCCACCAGAAAUUUAACUUUCAGAUGCACUGAGUGAAAAUUAUUAUUAUUAUUAUUGUUAUUAUUAGUACUGACACUCUCGGAUUUUUAGAAUGAACACCACUCUGAAGCACUGGAAGGAGGCGGCCACUCUCAUUUUAACCGCAGGUCACAGGCUCGGGGCGGACGGUUUAUCGUCGAGGACGCCGCUGACAGCCGCCACAGCGUCGCCGCUGGGCAGCAGCUAUGGACGGUCACCCCUGCCGCACAUGUCCUCCUUUGAUUACGACGUUUUGCUGCUUAAACGAAGCAGUAAAAGCGGCUUCAUGCCCAACGCGUAUGUGUUUCCCGGCGGCAUGGUGGACUCCUCGGACUUUUCCAGUGAAUGGCUGGACAUUUUCAAACCUUUCACGAACUCUCCCAAUUUUGGUUUGAGACGUGUCAAGCAAGCCCCGGAGACCAGACCUCCGAUAUUCGCCACAGACCGACUGAAACUGGGCUCUCCUAUCCCGGGGGAGGUCGCCUUCAGGAUCUGCGCCGUGAGGGAGACGUUUGAGGAGUCUGGUGUGCUGCUGGUUGUGUCCAAACAGGAAGAGGAGAGUUUGUUGAAAAGCAUAGAGGACAGAUGUGCCGUUGACCGAGUGCUACAUUAUAAUGCGAACGAGGACGACAGUGGUGAGCUCACCAAGUGGAGGGCUCUGGUCAACCAAAACCCCUCCAACUUCAUCAAGAUGUGCAGAGAGUUGCAGGUGUUGCCCAACAUCUGGGCUUUGCACGAGUGGGGAAACUGGCUGACCCCCGCGGCCCGAUACGGUGUGAAGAGGUUUGACACAGCUUUCUUCAUCUGCUGCCUGCAGGAGACACCGCACACGCUCCAAGAUGAGAAGGAGAUAGUGCGGUUUCAGUGGUCCACGCCGUCAGAGAUCCUGCAGAGCUACCAGGCAAAGGAGUUGUGGAUCGCCCCUCCACAGUUCUAUGAGCUCAGCCGCAUGUGUCGCUUCCCCUCUGUGAAUGACCUCCACAACUUCGCCAGCCAGCGAGCCACAGAGGGUUGUGAGCGGUGGCUGCCUGUUGUUGUCUUAAAAGAUGAACACCACAUAUCACUGCUCCCAGGUGACGGACUUUACCCUUCAGGACAGACUCAAGCGGAUACAAGCACAGACCAUCAGCGGGAAGAUGCUCAGGAUGAUUCUUCACUGCACCGCAUGGUGAUCACGAAUCCAUAUAAUACAUCUCUACAAAUCACCAUCACGCCCAAGUACAACCACCUGCUGCCAGUUGUCAAGCCAGCCUCGUCACAUGACUCAACCAGUCAGCUUUGAGUUCAUUCUAAUAAUUAUAUUAUUAUACAUUUUUAUUUACAGCGGCAAUCUGAAGUGCACCUUAUGAUUUCAUUUGACUGUGCUCUUUUGUUUUCUCAGGUUUUUUUGGUCAGUUUUGUCAUGUCACUGAUAAACUUUGAUUUGUAUUAAUGA